Molecule: messenger RNA, 722 nt
Organism: Drosophila grimshawi
Lineage: Eukaryota; Metazoa; Arthropoda; Insecta; Diptera; Drosophilidae
Exons: 1
Coding region: 109-372 (87 amino acids)
Source: RefSeq, a predicted model, not a curated record
AACCAGUUGCAGAAGUAAAUCAGUUAACACACAGCGAACGAAGCGUCAAGUACAACUUUAGAGGCGCUACAAGGAGACCUGAGGAUAUUUAUAUAAAUAAUAAACAGGAUGCCAUACUACGAAGAGGAGCGUCACCAUCACCAUCACCACCAUCAUGGUCGUCCCAUUGUGGAGGUGGAUGUUGCACCAAUCCGUUUGCCACGUCCCUGUAUCGAAGUGGAGGUUGGUCCUCGCUACCCUGCGUACCGGCCACCAGUUGUUGAGGUAAUACAACCAGCUGCUGUCUACCAACCACCACAAGUCGUCGAAGUGGAGGUGGUGCGACCCAGUCGACCUCUCAUUGAGUUUAACCUCGGCGGCCGACGCUGGUGAAAAACCGUAUAAAUGAAGAGAAACAUCUGGGCGUGGCACUCAAUUGAAAAGCCAUUUCAUAUGUUCAUUUAAUAAGCUAAAAACAAUAACUACAACUACAACAAAAAAAAAAACGUAUUUAUUUUUAAUUGAAAUAACAUUAUAUAAUAUUGGCUGAAAAACAGAAAAGAAAAAUGCAUUAAAUAUUUAUUUGUCAUUUGUCAGUAGUAUAAAUAUGAAAUGAAUUCCUCUGUCAACUAUUUUAUAUAUCAGUCCAUUGUUUUUAAUUUUCUUUUUUCUAUGAAGCUUUUAACUAAUCGAAAUUAUCAUUAAAAUACAUUUACGGCAUCAGCUUGUAGCAUAUGAUUUUA